This is a messenger RNA of Silurus meridionalis, 1364 nucleotides long. RefSeq lists its product as uncharacterized. Bases 175 to 954 code for a protein of 259 amino acids. NCBI's taxonomy places the organism in Eukaryota, Metazoa, Chordata, Actinopteri, Siluriformes, Siluridae. The transcript has 6 exons. The record is from RefSeq and is a predicted model, not a curated record.
GGAGGAGUUUCUCUCUCUCUCUCUCUCUCUCUCUCUCUCUCUCUCUCUCUCGCCUCUGUUUUAAAGUAAUCUAAACUAUAAAGUGCCUCAUUCGGACAGUGUGUGUGUGCUGUGUGUGUUUGCAGGGCUUUGUUCAGUAAUAAUCCCAGAGUGAGUGUUUAUUCGAGGGUGAAGAUGAGUGUGAACUUUGCAGGGUGUAACUCAGUGUUGAUCACAGGGGCGAGUAGAGGUCUGGGUCUGCAGAUGGUCAAACAUCUAGUAGGAAUCUCAGAGAGACCCAAGAAGAUCAUCUGCACAGCGAGGAAUCCAGCUUCAGCUCAGGAGCUGCAGCAGAUUGCCAGAUCUCACCCCGAGGUUUAUGUCGUGCCUUUAGACGUGGUAAACGAUGCUAGUAUUGAAGCAGCAGUUCAGCAGGUGUCGGGCAUCGUGGGCCCCUCAGGCGUAAACUGUCUGAUCAACAACGCAGGGAUCCUGAUUCACUCAGACCUGAACUCAGAGACACGUGAGGGGAUGAUGAAGACAUUCGAGAGCAACACCGUCUCUCCUCUGUUUGUUACUAAGGCGUUUUUGCCGUUAUUACGAGCAGCAGCAGCAGGAGCAGUGUGUGAUGAAGGAGUGAUGAGUGUGAACAGAGCUGCAGUGAUUAACAUCUCGUCUCUCCUCGGCUCUGUGGAGCUCAACCGGGGAGAAUUCGCUGCUAUGAAAGUUUAUGCUUACAGAGUGUCCAAGGCAGGUCUGAACAUGGUGACGAGGUGUUUAGCGGUGGAUCUGCAGAAUGAUGGGAUUCUCUGUACGGUGGUUCACCCCGGCUGGGUUCAGACUGACAUGGGAGGAAAACAGGCUCCUCUGACUCCGGAGCAGAGCAUCUCGUCUCUCCUAGCUGUGGUGUGUGCGCUGAGUGAAAAGGAUCACGGGCAGUUUUUGGAUUACGAGGGAAAGACGUUGCCGUGGUGACAAGACGCCUGACGGAGGGUCUGAGACCCCUUCACACACACAGCAAGGGAGUGUAAUUUACUCUCAGUGUUUAUGGAGUUCAAUAAUUGAUAAUCAGAUGCCGGAUUUUAAAAUCAAACAAUUAAUGAAUGUAACCAAAUCAGUGUAAUUUCCUGGAUCUGAUCUGAUCAUUCUGCAUAUCACCUGCAUUUAGUUUUCUAAUGGUUUGGGAAUGUUAAACCCGUGUGAUGUGAAAUAAACUACUUAUUCUUGUUGGAGCCAGUAACAUGGUGCUGUUUCACAGUUUAAAAUCACAUGUUAAUCCUAUGACCUCUCAAAUGAUGGUCUGUUCUACAUCUCCAUUCUCAUGAAUUACAAACAAACGUGUGUGGACUGAAAAUAAACAUCUAAUUAAAGCAUUAGAAAAAUUG